GCUCGGUGCUAUCAACCUGAAAGUUUUGAUACACAUCCCACAAUGUUAGGCGCAGCAUCCCGGCGCGCUGUCGCCAUUCCAAGGACCCUUGCACAUCGCCAUCAUCAACAUGCAUUCUCAUCCUCGUCGUUCUCGACACGCACAAUACCCUCCAUCCUCCGUUCACGGCCGACCGGUGCUGCUCCUACAUCUCUCCUACGAACCGUCCAAGCCACCACCAUCCAGACUCGUCCCCUCUCCUUCGCGCAGAAGAUGAAGCGCGGUUACCAGGAAGCCUCCCGUGGCAUUUGGCGCAAUAACCCCAUUCUCCUUCCCCUCGCACUCCUCUCCGUCGCCACCGCAACCGCAAUCUUUAGCUACAUCGCCUACAAGGAAGCCACAGAAGUCGGCCCGCAAUACCACAAGUUUCCGCCACCGGUUGCAGAACGUCUCCGUACGGCAAUCUACUAUACCGACGUGAAGCUGAAUCCCGUCAAAGCUAUCGACGCAUACAGCGAGGCAAUUAAGUUAGCAGCGGAACUGCAAAUGCACCCUUACUCGGACGAAGUGAUGGGAAUCAGGUUGCAAGUAACCAAGUGUCUAGAGAUGGCGGGGCUAGUGCCAGCUGCUAUCCAAGUCUUGGAGAAGACACGAGCAGAUGCAUAUCACUGGGUGAAGACGAAUAUGGAAACAGAGGCAUUCAAAAGGGGGGAAAGCGAUUAUUUCUUUGCCCGCGGGCCCUCUGCAGAGAAAGGCGAAUUGGCCGCUGAGCCGAUGAAGGUCGACCCCGCCAUUGCAGAGUCAUACGAGAAGAUGAAGCAGGCGGAGAUCUAUGAAUAUGAACAAGUAGAGAAGACUCUCGCCAAGGUUGUGGGUAUGUCCGUAAAGCUCGCGGAACUAUAUAAGAGUGAUCAUGUCCAGGAUGACAAAAAGGCCGAAGAGGCGCUCGAAUUUGCCGUUCAACUAUCCCUCCGCGAAGUGCAACGUCGACACCAAGCCAAGGUCCCCAUCGGCGGUGGCAACUGGUUGACUCUAACGGAGAUCGGAACCGCUCUAUCCGAGUUGGGCCAACACUAUGCCUCCAAGGGGAAGUUGGACCUUUCUUUGCCGUUGUAUCUGCGCGCCUUUGACCUCAUCAAUGCCAAUGAAGGCGGGGUUCCAUCAUGCAAGCAGGUCACCCUCAUGUACAACAUCAGUGGCUGUAUCGGCUACCCAGCUCUAGACGGUGUCGCACCAUCGUCCGACCCUGGUGUUUCGCGUGCUGAGGCUAUCGAGGCCGCACGCAAGUGGGCUCAGGGCGCGAUUGAGAGGGCUGAGAAGGUCGAACCUUCCGAAGAUUCUGUGGAGUGCGAUUACAGCUGUGCGUCGGCUAAGGUUAUGCUGGGACAGUUGGCAGUGUUCCAUAAUAAACCAGAGGAGGCACUGAAGUAUUAUUAUGAGGCCAAGGAUCUUUACAACCGCCUAGAACUUAGUUCUGAUGUGGAGGAUGUCUCAAGGCUUAUUAAGGAUCUCGAAAAGAAGAAGAAAUGACUGAACUGAUGGAUGCAAAUCAAAUUAGGAGGAUUGUGUUGACGGGGCUGAUCAAGACCAAUAUCCACCAGCAUGCGGACGUAAUGUCACUGCCUUCUUAUUGGGGGUCGAAAUGUGGCGUCGUCAACCACUAUCCCAGCCUACGAGGCAACAUAUCAGUGAGUCAGCGUCUGAAUGUAACCAUUUAAUUCAUUGCGGACUUUUUGACCUGUUCGAGCCGCUGAGUUAGGUGCAGGCGCUUCGUUGUCUUGAAGCAACGAUAUUGUGACGGGCUGUGAUGGGAUGACCUAGGGGCUACCCUACUCCCUUUCCUCUGGCAUAUCGGAUCUGCCUGGCACACGUCUCGAGCUAUUCGUUACCCCCCGUAACCUUCACUAGCGAUGUAUUCUACUAGCCUUCUCUCAAAACUGUACAGUAAAUCUUGGCGGUGAAGCCAUGUGAUCACGUUCAGAAUAUACUCUCU
Molecule: messenger RNA, 1972 nt
Organism: Aspergillus neoniger CBS 115656
Lineage: Eukaryota; Fungi; Ascomycota; Eurotiomycetes; Eurotiales; Aspergillaceae
Product: TPR domain protein
Exons: 1
Coding region: 43-1509 (488 amino acids)
Biological process (GO): protein quality control for misfolded or incompletely synthesized proteins
Cellular component (GO): i-AAA complex
Molecular function (GO): misfolded protein binding
Source: RefSeq, a predicted model, not a curated record